Hypanus sabinus (Atlantic stingray) is the source of this 6087-nucleotide messenger RNA. RefSeq names its product synaptonemal complex central element protein 1-like. The transcript has 12 exons. Bases 1 to 1068 code for a protein of 355 amino acids. Gene Ontology annotation, cellular component: synaptonemal complex. The record is from RefSeq and is a predicted model, not a curated record. NCBI's taxonomy places the organism in Eukaryota, Metazoa, Chordata, Chondrichthyes, Myliobatiformes, Dasyatidae. Gene Ontology annotation, biological process: synaptonemal complex assembly.
AUGGUAUUGAAUGGCGAGCUGUCACCCAUAAAGAGCAUCCCGAUGUUAGUCCCACCGCCAUUGCCCCUUCCCUCUCAUCUUCCUCCUCAGCUUCCCGCCUCCAACGGCCGAAGCGCGCGGAAGCCCGCCCACGCAGAGCGCCACUCGCGCGCUGCGGGCCGGACCCCACCUCCUGCGCGGCCAUUGGCCGCCGCGUCUGACACGUCAUCGCCCUCUCCCGCCACCUCUGGCUUAAAGGCUCGAGCGCCGGGCGUCAGGCGACUGCUCCCGGGCAAGAUGGCGACGAUGGAGAAGAAAAUGGAACCAGAAAUUGAAGAAAUUGUGAAAAAAAUCAAGAUCUUAAUUGAAGAGAAACAAGUGAGUGAUGCAGAGCUGAAGAAGUUACAAGUACGCCAGUCUGCAAUGGAGAAGGAUCUAGAAGAGUUGAAUCACGAGAUCUUCAGCCUGGAGGCAACAUGCAACAAGAAGGAAGUGACUUUGAAGAGGCUACAGUUUCAGUAUGAACAAGGCCAAGCUCAGACUGACAGGCAGCUGAAAGGAAGCAGCGAGAGCAAGCAAAGGAUAGAGGCGCUGAUAUCCCAGAUCGAGGAUGAGAAGCUGCAGAGGAGGAUGGAGAGGAAGGCAUUUGAGCAGCAGCUAGAGGAACUAAUAAAGAAACGCAAAUGGACAGCAGAGUUUUAUAAGCCAGCCAGACUUCAACAAGAGAUAUGCAACAUUGAGAAUACUAAGCAACAGCUCCUCAUUGAAGAGCACGAGACAAAAGAGAAACUGAGUACCCUGGAUAAGGAGCUCAGCUCCCUCCAGCAGCAAGGCGCUACCAGUGACGAGAUGAUCUUCCUGCACAGCAAGGAGGCCAGGCUCACUCACCAACUGUUCGAAGAGGAAAACAAAGCAGCGAAGGCAGCUCUGCAGGAGAUGACCCAGCAACACUCGGAGAUUCAGCAGCCGCCAGAGCUAAGCAGACUCGAGGAGGAAUGGGAGCCCGGGAGGAAGAUCCCCGCCCUGGCUGGAAAGGACACCGCAGACACAGGCAAUGACGAAGAUGAUCUCCAACAGUCAACAAAGUGAUCGGUAGGUCCAAGAAAAUGACUGGUAGGUCUCAGGACAGCUGGAGAGAGCGAAGGCCCUAGUCAGAGACCUGCACUUGCAGAUAGAGCUUGUUGUCGUCUUUGGUAAUUUGCCAAGACUUACAGUAUUUAUUCAAUAAAUUAUUGCUGCUUAUCAAUUUCCGGUUGUGGUGUCACUCAGUCCCUGAGCCCCUUGAGCAGGAGAGCAGGUCUGAUUCUCUGAGCCCUAGUGUCAGCCGGGCACAGAUCGGUAGAGCACUAGGCCAUAGGGAAAGUGGUGGGGGUGCAGCCAGGACAAAAUGGACGAGGCUCCCCAUCUGAAUCUAUCCAGUGGGAGCUUCCCUGGGGAAUUGGGUCGGGACUUCAGAGGAACAAUUCUCUGACUUUUGAGAGUUUCAAAUACCAGGACAAGUUCCACAGAUGAGCACAGUGCUCCAAGGAAUUUCAGACGAAAAGCUUUCAAAGUACUCAGGGCAAAGAAGGAGGUGAAUCCUUCCAACUUAGGAUGGUGAAUGUCGGAUAUCCUCUGCCCUAAACGCUAGACCAUUGCAGUAGAUAAAUUGCAGGAGCUACAAGAGAACACAGAUGCUGAGAUGUGGAGCAACAAUCUAUCUUCUGCAGGAUCUCAGUGGGUUGAGUAACACCCAUGGGAGGGAACAAAUUGGCAACCUUUCAGAUCAGAACCCAGUGUUGACAAUUCCUUUCCCUUCUAUGGAUGCUGCUUGACCUGCUGAGUCCCUCCAACAGAGUGUUAAGUGAAUUUUCCAAUGAUUGGAGGAUUGCAGAUUGCUGUGAACUGGGGAAACGGGGGGGGGGGGGGGGGGGGUUGGGACCUGGUGUAGGUCAGCCUUGAUUGAACUCAAUAUGGGGAAGAAUCGAGGGGGCCUCCUCCUGGGUUCAGUCAUGACAUCUGGCAGUGUCUGUGUACAGAGUUUGCAUAUUCUCCCUUUAACUGCAUGAGUCGUACAGUGUGGAAACAGGUCCCAUCUGCCCGCAUUUGGUUCAUCACCCAUAGUUGGAGUCGCAAAAUUAAAGGCGAGAAAUUUGGAAGCCCCUUUUAUAUGCAGAGAGUUUGAACUCUCAGUACCUCAGUAACAGGUUGAUGGGGAUGUAGAAGGGGACCUACCAGGGGUAAGUUAGAUGAGACGUGUAGAAAGACACAUGUAGUGAGGAAGGAGAGGCAGUUGAUAGGACAAAAGUGCAGUCAGUGGGAUGGGUUGAAGUUUGAAUGCAAGAAUGAUCUGGAACAAGGGUGAUGAACUUAGACCAGGGACAGUACAAAAGUUGUGGCCAUUUGGCUGUCACAAGGGCAGGAAUAGCUACUGGCUGUUCCAGGGUAUUGAUGUGCCAAAAAGGACAGGAUGGUGGAGUUACAUUGUUAAGCAGGGACAGAAUCCCAGCUACAGGACACCACGGAGGGAUUGUCUACUGGGUUACUGUGGGUGGGAGUCAGAAACAGGAAGGGAGCAUUCUGUAGACCUCCCCCCCCACCCAAUAGCAACAGUCACUGUAGAAGUGGUUUUACCUGUAGUUCCAUUGGUCAGCACAUUUGAGUCUAUGUCUGCAGUUCCACAGUAGACUAGGUGAACAGCAUCAGAACAUACUGGCAAGGCUAACAAGGGAGUAAUAUCAUUGGAAAACCAACGCAGUGCAGACCCACGUUCCAGGCUCAGAGUGGGAAAGCAGUGCCUAAACUUCAGACUGCACCAACAGAGAAGGAGCCACUUUCAAGGUCUCUACAACUCAUGUUCUCAAUAUCAUUUAUUUAUUGAUAUUUGUUUUCCUUUUUGAAUUUGCACAGUUUGUUGACUUUUGGACAUUGAUUGUUUAUCUGUUUUUGUGUGCAGUUUUUCAUUGAUUCAGUUGUGUUUCUUUGUAUCUACUGUGAAUGCCCACAAGAAAAUGAAUCUCAAGGUAUUGUGUGGUGACACAUGUAAACUUUGAUAAUAUAAUUACUUUGAACUCUGAGCAUGUGUCAAAUAAAACUAAUCUUCUAUUUCUGACAAAACCUUGCCAAUGAAGGAUACCCAAGUGAACCUUGUCACCAUCUUGCUGCCGACCAUAGGAACGACACAUGGCACUUUAGUGCAUUCAGUUUCAUGCCUAAACUUUAGAGAUCAGAUAGGCUGGGCUCCUUCUCCCUGGUCGGGAGGAGGCUGAGGGGGUGACCUGAUAGAGGCAUAGAUAGUAGACAGAAUCUUUUCCCCAUGCUAGGGGUAUCAAGAAGCAAGACAGGACAUAGAUUUAAAACCGCAAAAACAUAAACAUCAUAGUUGACUUGUUACCUCUCUCAACUUCAUUCUCUUGCCUUCUUCCCAUAACUUUUGACACACUGACUAAUCAAGAAGUUUGAUAGGUUCUUGAUUAAUGAGGAGGUUAUGCCCUUUGAAGGGUAAUAAAGACUGCUUUAAACAUACCAGUGACUUGGUUUCUAAAGCUGUCUGUGGCAAUGAAUUCCAGAUUCACCACCCUCGGCUAAAGAAAUUCCCUUCAUCUCUGUACUAAAGGGACAUCCUUGUGUUCUGAGGCUGUGCUCUCUGGCUCUAGACUCCCUCAUAUAGGAAAAAGCCUCUCCGCAUCCACUCUCUCCAGACCUUUCAAUAUUUGGUAGAUGAGAGGUGUUCUGUGAUGUGCUGAAAUUGGAGAGUUCAAAGGUGGUUCACAAAACUGAUUCCAGGAUUAAAUUGCUUGUCGUGAAGAAUGUUUGAGGCUCAGGGCCAGUAUUCACUAGAAUUCAGAAGAAUGAGGGGUUACCUCAAUGAAACCUAUUGAAUAGUGAAAGGCCUUGAUAGAGUAGAUGUAGAGAGGAUGUUUCCCCUAGUGAGAGGGUCUAAGACCAGCCUGAGAAUAGAGGGGUAUCCUUUUAAAAUGGAGAUGAGAAGGAAUUUCUUUAUCCAGGUGGCUGUGGAGGACGUCUUUAUGUUUAUUUAAGUUGAUGUUGAAAUGGUGGAACAGACUCGAUGGACCAAGUGGCCUAAUGCUGCUCCUAAAUCUUAUGGUAAUUAAGUUGUGGAUAGCAUGAUUAUAGAUUAACUAAAAUGAGAACCAGUCUUCAGGAAAUUAAACCUGUGCACAAUCUAACUCCCAAAUUGUAUUUUGUGGCCGGUGAAACCAAUCAUGGUUGUGGGACAUUCUGAUUCUGUCCUGCUGAAGACAAUAGAUGAUGGAAUGGCAGAGCAGAUUUGAUGAGCUGAAUGGCCUAAAUGUUCCUGCUGUUAGCUACUUGUUAAGGGUGUAUCAAUGGCACUUAAAGCACAAUUCAGGUCUGUUUUUCCACUUAACCUUGUUAGUUGUUCAUAUAUUCAUGGAGCCAUCUCUCAACGCUGUAACAAAAGGGGUAUAUUUCAGAUGACGGCAUGGAGUUACUUCUCUACCAAAGGAUAUGUGAGGUGCUCCUUCCCUCCACUAUCCUGCAGGCCACCCUUGGGCAGGGUAUUACACCUGCUUAGUCUCUCCAAUUAGGGUCAUGUGAAGCCAUAGGAGUAGCUGGUGCAUAUCACAAGUCCUGGUUAUGUAACAACUGAUGCCAGGCAGCCAUUCUCUGAAGAGUAAUGGCUGGGGUCACUCGUCUUGUAAAGACACUGCCCAGAAGAAGGCAAUGGCAAACCAUUUCUGUAGAAAAAUUUGCCAAAAACAAUCAUGGUCAUAGAAAGACCAUGAUCGCUCACAUCAUAUGACUUGGCACCAAAUGAACAAUAUUUUGAGUGUCUGGCUUUUGAAUAAUCAAAUGUGCAAAGAAUAUUCACAUGCUAGUUGGUAUAUGCUACCAUUAUAAAUAUGUAUUUAUGUAAAUUUACCUGAGCAUAUUCCAAAUGUUAAAGGAGCUAUUUGUUAGCUUAGUGUUGAAGAGGCAUUAUGUCAGGAGAGUGAGAUUCCCUUGGAUUCUCCCUCUCGGAGGCUUGCUGUGUGAAUAGCUGUCCCAGUCACGGAUUGCAUGUGGCUCAGUUUCAGUCGAUUACAAGAGGGAGGCGGUUUAUAGGAGAUCUGAGGGAUAAGUUCUGUUGAUGUCUGGAAGGUGCUGCCAGAGGAGGUGGUGCGAUCAAUGAGAGAUUUGUUUACACUUAAAUAGACAGGAAUUAGAAGGAUACAGUCCCAAUGUGGGCAAGUGGACAAGUGGACAGUGAAGCUGGCACAUACGUAGUGGGUGCUGUACACAAGGUUGGCACCUGCCCAUGAAGAGAAUGGGGUAUGGAUUCAAAAAGGCAGAUGCAGAGAUCAGCAGCAAGAAAGUGGCAGGAUAUCUCAGGCCUAAACUGGACCAAGGGGCGGAUCACACCACAUAAACCCCAGCCACCCCCUCUUCUAAUUAGUGAGUCCAACUCCUGCUCUCACCGAGUGAAAAGCAGAUCUAAGGAAAUGAGCACUUCCUGCCCACCCUGUCUGAGCCCCUUUACAUGUCUACAGCCCCCUGAGUUAAACUAGUCCAAGGAAAACAAGCCAGUUCCACUGUAAUCCUCCGAGACCGGCUACUUCGGCAGUGAACAAGUGUUUUUAACAGUCACUGCUCCGAUCCCAGAGAGCUGCGCCCUGCAGCAGAGCCACCUCUGCCUCCCCAACAGAGGAGACAUUGUUGGCAGAGAGUACAAGACAUCUCGGUAGUCUCAAUAAGACUACAGCGGAGGAGUACUGUGGCCAGCUCUAGUCUUCCUGCCCAAGGACGGACAGGCCUUCAACAGAAAAUCUAUCCCCCCCCCCACCACACACACACAGCUCCCACAGGUGAGGAGAGGUUGAGUAAAUCGGGGCAUGAUAAUAAAUGUACUGAGGGGGAGAGGAGUGAGAAGGACACUCCAGGUUCCAGGAUGAGACUUGGCAGAGGUGUACAAGAAUCUAAUUGAGGACGACAAAAUGAUUCGAGUGGACAGGCAGACUUCUCCCAGGGCAGAAAUACAAAGGGGCCUAAUUUAAGGUGACUGGUGGGGGAUGAUAUCAGAAAUAGUUUUUUUCUAAACAAGUGGUGAGAUGCACUGCCACACGUGAUGGUAGAGACAGAUACAUUAGAAAUGUUUAAGAGAUUCAA